Penicillium malachiteum is the source of this 510-nucleotide messenger RNA. RefSeq lists its product as uncharacterized. NCBI's taxonomy places the organism in Eukaryota, Fungi, Ascomycota, Eurotiomycetes, Eurotiales, Aspergillaceae. The record is from RefSeq and is a predicted model, not a curated record. The transcript is spliced from 3 exons. Bases 1 to 510 code for a protein of 169 amino acids.
AUGGUUGGCUUAUCCUUCUUCACAAUCUGGAUCACUGCACUGGCCUCAUCAGCACUAGCCAGUCAACCUGACAUCAUUCGACGCGAGACCAUCGAGAACGGAUCUCCUCUUUAUGAGUGCCAUCUCGCCUGCGGUGAGGUAAUCCUACAAGCUGAAAGCAGCAAAUACUGUUCCAGUUCAAACUACACAGCCGAUCUCAGUGAAUGCCUGAAAUGCGCCGAAACGUGUGAAAUCUGGAAAUACUACGGCACAGAGGUAAAGGAGGCAGCUGGUAACUGCAGUGAUUCUGCAACACCAAGUUCCUCUUCAACUGGUAGCUCAUGCGCCUCAACUACUGGUGCCAGUACCGCGACUGGAGCUGCUAACACUGCUACAACUACUGCUACCACUACUGGCACUUCUACUGCCACGGGCUCUACUGCAAGUCUCACUGGUGCUGCUUCUACCCUGCAGCAGAAUAUUGCUUUCUCGGGUGCGUUGGGUGUUUUUGUGUGGGCUUUCCUUGCAUAA